GGCGGAGAGGCGGGGCGAGCGGCGUGAGGUCAUCGGAGAGCGCCGCUCGCGCCGCGGAGAGAGCCGGCGCGCCAUUGACGUCACCGCCGCCGACCGCUUUCCGGGAGGCAGGAGUGGAAGGCCCGCAAGUUGGUCAUAAUGGCAGGCGAAGAAAUGAAUGAAGACUAUCCAGUAGAAAUUCAUGAGUAUUUAUCAACAUUUGAGAAUUCCAUUGGUGCUGUGGAUGAGAUGCUAAAGACCAUGAUGUCUGUUUCUAGAAAUGAGUUGUUGCAGAAGUUGGACCCACUUGAACAGGCAAAAGUGGAUUUAGUUUCUGCUUACACAUUAAAUUCAAUGUUUUGGGUUUACUUGGCAACUCAGGGAAUUAAUCCUAAGGAACAUCCAGUAAAGCAGGAAUUGGAAAGAAUCAGAGUGUACAUGAACAGAGUCAAGGAAAUAACAGACAAGAAAAAGGCUGGCAGGCUGGACAGAGGUGCAGCCUCAAGAUUCGUUAAGAAUGCUCUCUGGGAACCAAAACCUAAACAUGCAUCCAAAGUUGCCAAUAAGGGAAAAAGUAAAAAUUGACCUUUUGGUUUUGGUGUACAGAUAUUCAAAAAGUACAUCAUUUUUUAAUUGUUUUUCACAAAAUAGAUGAUGAUGAUGACGUGGCAAUGUAGGUUUAAGUGUAUUUAUUCCUUAUUGAAUUCUUAUAUAAAAUUGACAUUUUAAACUUGUAUUGCUAAAUACUUUUCCCCCCAGAAAGAUUGGUAUCUUUAUUGGUUUUCUUAUAGAACACCAUGCAGUUUUUAACAUUGUGGUAUAUUUUAUAUUUAUAGUUUACCAUCUCUCUUGACAAAGACUUAUUUCCUUAUAUAGGUUGGUCUUUCAAGUGCCACUUUAUAAGCAACUGUGAAAUUUAAGUUAAAUGUUCUUUGUAAACAUUUGUCUAUUUUCAAUGAAUAAUAACCUUAUGAAGUAUGCUGACGUUAUAAAUACAUGUUUUCACUGUAUAAUAUUAAGAAAGAAUGAAAUGAUGUAAAUGUCCAUUUUAAUCUGUGUAGUUAUUUCAUUAUGCUUUCAUGAUUUUGGGAAUUAUUGCGUUUUUGAAAUUUGAAGUACAAAAUUAAGACUUUAAGGUUAUUCUUUAAUUCUUGGCACUUUGCCACUAUAUCCCAUUUGAAGUAAAAUAUAUUCUCAUUAACUUUAGAUGGGAAAUGAGGUUGUAUAUUGAUGGCUGAAUUUUGGCAUAAUGGCUGUAUCCAGUCAAUAAAGCUGUAAAUGUUGUAUAGCUGGCCUGUUUAUUUUUUCUCUUUUGAGUAAACUUGUCCUUGAAUUAUGAGGGUAGGUUUUAGAAAUGCUGAGGAAUAGAGAAGUUCAUGAAUUUUUGUUCCUUAUGCAUAGCGCCCACAGUUCUUGUGGCCUCUCUUCAGGUUUUUUUUCAGUGUGUUUCUGAGGCUAUAGCAAGUGCAGACAGGUGUUUUGGAACAGCUUCCUCUGUUAUGUAGUGCCACUUACGCAGAGCAGAAGUCCAAAGGAGGUUACGUCAUGUUUAUAGUCUGAUUUAUUUUUCUGUAAUAUUUGUUACAGAAAAUCCUAAAUAUUAAAAAAAACUCAAUUUUUAAAAAAAUGUCGAGGCCCAUGACUUUUAAUCUUAUGCCCUUAAUGCUUUCAGUCUUUGAAUCCACAUCAUUCUGUGUAGGAAUGCCAAGUACAGUAAAGUAAUUUAAUUUUUGAAAAAGAAGUUGUUAAAAUUUUCUGUGUGAUUAAUUCUCCAUAAGUAACCUUGAAUAAAUGGAUUUCUUGAUUUAUGGCCACAGAUAUUGGAAAUGGUCUUAAAAUGUAAUGGAUUUUGUAAAGCAUGUUGAACCCUGUCUCUGACACACAGAGAGGAAGUCACUGAUAGUUGCAGAACGUCUUCUGGCUCUGGUGUCAGACAGUUUGAAGUGGAAGAACGUUUAUAAUUAUUUCACUCCUUUUUUCACCUUCAUCCCCUCAAAUUUCUAGGUUUUUUUUUUUUCGAAGUAACUUCAUAAGAGAAAUAAAUGUUAUUAAGA
Vicugna pacos (alpaca) is the source of this 2033-nucleotide messenger RNA. It is a transcript of the gene C1D, whose product is annotated as C1D nuclear receptor corepressor. Gene Ontology annotation, biological process: regulation of gene expression; maturation of 5.8S rRNA. Gene Ontology annotation, cellular component: nucleolus; exosome (RNase complex). NCBI's taxonomy places the organism in Eukaryota, Metazoa, Chordata, Mammalia, Artiodactyla, Camelidae. Gene Ontology annotation, molecular function: DNA binding; RNA binding. The record is from RefSeq and is a predicted model, not a curated record.